Messenger RNA from Ilex paraguariensis (yerba mate), 1404 nucleotides. The record is from the annotation of a GenBank genome assembly. Lineage: Eukaryota; Viridiplantae; Streptophyta; Magnoliopsida; Aquifoliales; Aquifoliaceae.
UUGUUACGCACUGUGCACCCCAGACUUGACUGCCACCGAUAUUUCCAUCGUUCCGAUCUAAAACGGUUGUGAAGUGUGCUAUAAAAUCCACAAGACCCACCUUCGAACUCCAUCAUUCUCGGCUUCUUUUGUGUAUUACAUUUCAGAUCAGAGCAAGGAAAAAAGAGUUCUUUUUGUUUUUAUUUGGUUCAGAAAGAAAAAUUCUUACUGAAAAAAAAUGGCCACCGAUGAUCUUAUGGCUCAGCUUUCAAAAUCCCUUGACAUGGGUACCAGAGAAGAAAGAUGGAGUCUUAAGGGAAAGACUGCUCUUGUCACUGGCGGAACCAGAGGCAUUGGACAUGCCAUUGUGGAGGAACUUGCUGGGUUUGGUGCUGCCGUACAUACAUGUUCAAGGAAUCAGGCAGAGCUUGAUGACAAAUUGAAAGACUGGGCGACCAAGGGGUUUAAAGUUACCGGUUCAGUAUGCGAUUUGUCAUCAAAAACAUCACGAGAAGAGUUAAUAAAGACUGUGUCCUCUGUUUUUGGUUGCAAACUCAACAUCCUUGUAAACAAUGCUGCAACAAGUGUACUCAAACGUGCUACAGACUACACUUCCGAAGAAUUCGAUCGUAUAAUGGAAACCAAUGUCAAGUCCCCAUACCAGUUGUGCCAACUUGCACACCCUCUUCUAAAAGCAUCUGGAAAUGGAAGCAUUAUAUUCAUUUCCUCUCUUGCUGGUGUGAUGGCCCUACCUGCCCAAACUGUGUAUGGAGCAUCCAAAGCUGCAAUCAAUCAAAUGACACAAAACUUGGCUUGUGAAUGGGCAAAGGACAACAUUCGCACCAACACAGUUGCACCAUGGGGUGUCAGAACCACUGUUAUGAAACCCGAGGAUAUGGAUCCAUCCAUCAUGAUGAUGUUCAUGCCACUAAUGGCUCGUACUCCUCUCCGUCCCAUCGCAGAGCCCCAAGAGAUUUCAGGAAUUGUGACCUUCCUUUGCCUUCCUGCUGCUUCAUACAUUACAGGGCAGGUUGUUGUUGUUGAUGGUGGAUAUACAGCAGGUGGUUUUACCGUUUGAGGAGUCAAGUUUGCAGGCAGCUCUUUCAAUUUUGUCUCAUCACAGUAUCAACACACCUACCGUUAACUAAAUAAGCUUCAAGUACUGAAGGCAGAAAGGUCACCAAAACUUCUAUGUAUUAUGGUUUUCGCUUCUGUUGUUGAGCUUGAAAAUCUUCAUAUAUGUUGAAUUUAGGUUUGUUUUGCUAUUUUCUUCUUGGGCUUGUCCCUAUCUUCUGUAUUUCGGAUUAAUAAACUUUAUCUACGUACUGAAGAAAAGUUGCUUCAUAUAUGUUUGUAUGCAUUCAAAUUUGGUUUGAAAUUCACGAGUGUCACAAUUAUUUUGAAAUUACAAAUAAUGAAAUUGAG